CCCACCUGUAGAGUGUCUGGGAAUCAAAACAAAAAUCUUCUGGAAAGUCGUCCUAGAUUUUAACAGAAAGCUAACCCACCUAAAACCGAGAGAGCUAGCACAGUUGAUCCCAAGUGUUAUUUGAAUCAGGUUUAACAUCUGAAUUUCGCUUAAUUAGAUGUAUUUCAUCAUGGGAGUUUCUCAAAAGUUUCGCUCUUUCUACAACUUUUUCUGCUCCGUUUUCGUGGCAUAGCUGGAAAGCUAACUGCUGUUUGUUGUAGUAAAUGUUAGCCUAGCAUUGCUCUCCCCACACAAAAGCCCUGCCUCUUCUCAGAGUUGUUGGACACCAGAAGUUUAAAACUUUACUAAGCGCUUUUUGACCGAAACGUCUUCAAAAUGUCUAUCCUCGGAUUAAAGAAGAAGCAGCCAAAGACUUUUAAAGUCAAAGUUAUCACUAUGGAUGCUGAAAUGGAGUUUAGCUGCGAGGUCAAGUGGAAAGGUAAAGACCUCUUUGACCUGGUAUGUCGAACUGUUGGUUUGAGGGAGACCUGGUUUUUUGGACUCAGGUACACAGUAAAGGAUACCUAUGCCUGGCUAAAACCAGACAAGCGGGUCUUGGACCAGGAGGUUCCUAAGGACUCUCCCAUAACAUUUAAUUUCCUUGCUAAAUUUUUCCCGGAAAAAGUAGAAGAAGAGCUGGUUCAAGAAAUUACUCAACACCUCUUCUUCUUACAGGUAAAAAAACAGAUAUUAGAUGAAGAGAUAUUCUGCUCCCCUGAAGCUUCAGUUCUGUUGGCAUCAUAUGCCGUCCAAGCUAAGUAUGGAGACUAUGAUCCAAACUUCCAUAAACCAGGCUUCCUGGCACAAGAUGAGCUUUUGCCAAAAACAGUUGUGAUGCAGUACCAAAUGACAGCAGACAUGUGGGAGGAGAAGAUCACAGCUUGGUAUGCUGAGCACAGAGGCCUCGCCAGAGAUGAAGCUGAGAUGGAAUACCUAAAGAUUGCUCAGGAUCUUGAGAUGUAUGGUGUCAGCUACUUUGAAAUUACUCAAAAUAAGAGGGACACAAACCUGCUACUUGGAGUUGAUGCCCAGGGUCUUCACAUCUACAGCCCCAACAGCAAACUGACCCCUAACAAGUCCUUUCCUUGGAGCGGCAUCCGUAAUAUCUCCUAUAGUGAAAAGGAGUUCACAAUCAAACCUCUGGACAAGAAGAAAGAUGUUUUCAAGUUCUACUCUUCUCAGCUGCGUGUCAACAAGCUGACCAAGGAGGAGAAGAGGCUCAUGGAGCAGAAGAUGAGGGAGGCAGAGCAGCUGGCUGUAAAACUGGUGGAGCAGUCUGAGCGGAGGUUGAAGGAAGCUGAUCACCUGAAACAGGACCUGACUGAGGCAAAGGACGCUGAGAGGAGAGCCAAGCAGAAGCUGCUGGAGAUCACCAAAACAACCUACCCCCUCAUAGCAGCUUAUUCUGCUCCCCCUGCUCCUCCUGCUCCUCCUGAAGCAGCCGACUUUGCCUGUGAGUCACCACCAGCACGCCUCGACUUCAAGGACUCCGACAUGAAACGACUCUCUAUGGAGAUUGAGAGAGAGAGGCUGGAGUACAUGGAGAAGAGCAAACAUCUUCAGGACCAGCUGAAGGAGCUCAAGUCUGAGAUCGAGUCUCUGAAGCUGGAGGAGCAGCAGCAGCAACAGGCCAGCCUCUACAACAUGCACAGUGAGGCGAGGGGGUACAUCCAAGAGCCCGUCUACAUAGCUCACAGCAACAGAAACUCUGCGUACAUGUCUCAGAUGGCCUACUUUGAAGAAGUGUGAUCCUGGCCCUUUAAAAUUGAGGGAGCAGUUGCUGUGACGCUCUGCUUCCUCAGCCCGUUUGGUUAACUUUUACCUGACUGAAGCUAACAGACAGAAACUCUAUGUUCUUUGGAAAGACUUUGAAUCUGUUCUUAAAAAUGAACUAAUAACACUUGUGUGGCUUCCUGCGCAGACUGUUAGAUUAAGUUUUGCCACCUGCAACACCUACAGCAUGUCAGCAUCUAGAAAGAGUGCAUUAUUGGAUGAGCGCUUCUUCAAGAUAUGUUGCUGAGGAUUGUGCACAAAAGAGUUUUUAUUUCAUGCUUUUUGUUUGGUUUUAAUGAAUACCUAGCUGUAAUGUGGUCAAAUACAGAACUAUGCCUGCUUAAUGUUGAGAUAUCCAUUCGUGCCUUAAAAUACUUUAAGACUGGGAUUGUGUUAAAAAAGAGUUUACGCCUCAACGUUGGCAAAGUUCAGAUCAGUUGUGAUGUCAGCUGCGGUGAAUGUCGUAAACAGGGUUCCUUCCACAGAAGCAAAAUAUUCUUCAAGCAUGGGUUAGAGUUCAGAUUUACCAACUGUUGUUCAGUAACACUCUGAACAUAGACUGUAUGUAAACGAUGGUUUAAUGAAAGAAAUGCCAAAACAAAGGCAACAGAGAAAAACUUUCCACAAGUGAAAAGUUGUUUCACAUUAUUUUAGUCUUUUAAACAUUUUUAAUUUCAUUGGUCGACAUCAGUAAUCUGACUUUAGGCUAACUUAAUGUUCAGUCGCUGUUACUAACAUGAAGUUAUAUUAGCUAAAGAGAAAAAAAUGGGAAGGUUUUUCUUAAUGUAAUAAAUUAGAGUUGAACUGAGAAUGAUAUUUGGCUUUGGUGUUGUUGUAUGUGUUCUUCUUAGGUACUUCUAAGUACUUAAGAAAAAGAAAUCUGCCCGAGUGUACCUGAAGCGCAAAGAAAUGGACAGAAAUAUAAAUUUAUGUACAGAAGAGACUUUGAGCCGCAUUACAAGUCAGGAGACUUUGAAGGGACAGGACAGGCAAGUGGUUUAAUUGACAGAGAUUCAUCAGUUUUUGCCUUUGUUGUGUUUUUGUAGCAGAACGUCACAAAAAGCAGCAUUUGGGUAUUUGGUAUAAAACUGUGGCUGUACCCAUCUUUUAUACACGGUCUAUUGCGAUAUGUAAUGUGAAAAUUGACUUUGUGAAAUGAUCACAAAAAGCAGCAAUUGCAGCUCGUAAAUGAUGUGUGCAGGGUUGACGCAUAGAUGAGACACGAUGUCACAUUCAUUGUUUAGUCUUUGCUUUGGUGGUCCUACGUGUUUCUUUUACGUGGUUUGUGAACUGCCUUCAAUGAAAUCAUCACACAGGAGCCUGUUUAGUUUAAUAGAAAUGUUGUACACAGGUAAAAGCUUGAGCUCUGCCAUUUCAAGGUUUUAUAUUUUGUACUCUAGACUGCUGAUGUGCCUUAAUUUUAUGUUAUUUUUAUUUUAUUUUUUGCUGUUACGCUUUAAGACACUAAGAUUUUAUUUGGUGUCAUUGUGCUUUUUUAUCUUAGUAUUAGGGUGACUUUAACUUUGUGGGUGAUAUCUUUCUUUUAAUUCCUUGACAGAGUGGCAGAUGGAUGGCUUUUUUUUUUUUGUCUUUUCCCCACAUCACGCACUUCUCAGGGUUAGUGUUAAACACCCCACGCCUUCACCGUCACCACCACCAAAGAUGCAGUAUGGUAUCUAACAGUGUUUAAAUUAGAUAGGUUUGAUAAUAAUACGCAUGUAGAAGACUAAUGCAGCGAUCUUUAGACUUCUUUUAUAUUCUCAAAAAAGCAGAGGUUGGAUGUACUCAGAGAUUGAUCAUGUUUGUUUAUUUGACAAGCCUAUCAGAGAGAUUAAAUUAUGGGCUCAUCAUGGGGUCAUUACACUAACCUUGGUAUUGUGUAAAUGGUGUUUUCAUUUGAAGUGUUCUUAAGUACUUUGUUUUUUCUGUUUUUACCUUAUUUAUUUGUGCUGUAAGUCCUCAAUUAACCUCCUAAGACCCAAACUCUUCCACGACAUGCAUUUUUAAUUUCUCUUUGAUAUUUGGGCAUAUUGGGACCUGAUGAAUGUAAAAACAAAGAAUUACCAGAUUUUUUUUUUUUUUUUUUUUUACCUU
Molecule: messenger RNA, 3906 nt
Organism: Oreochromis aureus
Lineage: Eukaryota; Metazoa; Chordata; Actinopteri; Cichliformes; Cichlidae
Gene: nf2b
Product: neurofibromin 2b (merlin)
Exons: 15
Coding region: 376-1788 (470 amino acids)
Biological process (GO): regulation of cell shape; positive regulation of early endosome to late endosome transport; regulation of gliogenesis
Cellular component (GO): filopodium; adherens junction; cytoskeleton
Molecular function (GO): cell adhesion molecule binding; actin binding
Source: RefSeq, a predicted model, not a curated record